CCCGCCAACCCCACCUCAAAGUCAACAACACAACAGGCACAUCAGGACUCAGACCUCGCUCACUAGACACCAUCCAGGCAACCAUAACUAGGGAAAGCAUAAAACCUUUACAGGAUCUUAAACAACCGCCAGCAUCCACAACCUCGGGACACCAACCUUCCAAGAUGGCACCCCCAACGCCCCUCGCCAUUGCGACGCAGGCCGUCAACCGCCUCGUCAAGGAGGAAUCCUACUACCACAAAGACCAGGCCAGCCAGGAGAAGCGCAUCAAGAAGCUGGAAGAGGACAUCGAGAACAACAGUCCCGACCUGGAUACGAAUGCCGAGUACAUUCUGAAGCAAGAGAAAGCUGCGCUCGACGAGACCAAAGCCGUAUUCGAACCGUUGAGGAAGCGCAUCUCGGACGCGGUGGAGAAACUCGAGGAACAGAUUGCCAUUUCGGAGAGUGACGGGACUGGGUCUGAGGAAGAGCUCAAGAAGGCAAGGGAGGCGCUGGAGACGGGCCAGAAGGUUGCUGAGAAGUCGGAGUCGUCUUAGGUUCCACGCAUGAUUUUGUAUGUUGAUGAGAGAUGACGGGAGUACAUGUUCGCUGGGAAUCAAAUGCUGUCAAUGUCAAGUUAUGGUCUGCUCAAGCAGCUUACCUCACGCCAACAUAUUCCCGGGAGUGUCGA
This is a messenger RNA of Chaetomium fimeti, 670 nucleotides long. RefSeq names its product tubulin binding cofactor A. Gene Ontology annotation, molecular function: beta-tubulin binding. Bases 165 to 536 code for a protein of 123 amino acids. The transcript is spliced from 2 exons. Gene Ontology annotation, biological process: tubulin complex assembly; post-chaperonin tubulin folding pathway. Lineage: Eukaryota; Fungi; Ascomycota; Sordariomycetes; Sordariales; Chaetomiaceae. Gene Ontology annotation, cellular component: cytosol; microtubule cytoskeleton. The record is from RefSeq and is a predicted model, not a curated record.